Messenger RNA from Cyprinus carpio (common carp), 4825 nucleotides. Its product is annotated as cGMP-specific 3',5'-cyclic phosphodiesterase-like. Gene Ontology annotation, molecular function: 3',5'-cyclic-GMP phosphodiesterase activity; protein binding. The record is from RefSeq and is a predicted model, not a curated record. NCBI's taxonomy places the organism in Eukaryota, Metazoa, Chordata, Actinopteri, Cypriniformes, Cyprinidae. Gene Ontology annotation, biological process: signal transduction.
AGAGAGAGAGACGCCGGUGGCUGGUUGUGGUGGAAGUGUGUUUGUGACUGAACAUCAGAAGAGAGCAGGCGGAUGAUCCACCGUGUGAUCUGUGUAGGCAGAAUGGAGGUCUAUCCUCCCGAAAGUGAAAGGAUGAUGGAGGCUUGGCUUGACGACAACCUAGAGUUCGCAUAUUCUUAUUUUGUACGAAAGGCUUCUCGGGAAAUGGUCAAUGCUUGGUUUGCUGAGCGUGUCCACUCCAUUCAGCCAUCUAGGGAAGGAUCAAAAGCCCCGGAAGAACCUUUAUCAGCCCUCCAUCAAACUGAUGCACCAUCUCCAAGUCCAGCUCCAUCCACCCCUACACGAAAGAUCUCUGCAUCUGAGUUUGAUAGGCCGCUUCGCCCCAUUGUUGUGAAAGACGCUGAGGGUUCGCUUACUUUUCUUAGUGAUACAGAAAGGGUGCAGAUGCCACUUCCUCCACCCCAGCGGCCUGGCUUAGGCAAUGGGACAGAUGAGGGUAUUAUGAAUUCAGGAGUUCACGAAUAUGGGGACCGCUGUGCUCGUCUGCUGGAGCUUGUACGUGAUGUUUCAAGUCACUUGGACCUUACUGCCCUCUGCCACAAGAUCUUCUUACACACUCAUGAGUUGAUAGCUGCAGAUCGCUAUUCGUUUUUCUUGGUUGGAGAGGACAGUUCAAACAGGAAGUUCUUGGUUAGCCGACUCUUUGAUGUUGCAGAAGGAUCCACUCUUGAGGAGGCUUCCAACAGUGGUAUUCGCCUAGAAUGGAACAAAGGAAUUGUGGGAUAUGUGGCAGCCACUGGAAAGCCUCUGAACAUCAAGAAUGCAUAUGAGGAUCCACGUUUUAAUGCAGAAGUGGACCAAAUUACAGGAUAUAAGACACAGAGCAUCUUGUGUUUGCCCAUCAAAAACCACAGAGAAGAAGUUGUUGGCGUAGCACAAGCAAUCAAUAAAAGGUGUGGAGAGAACAGUGCCUUCACAGAACAGGAUGAGAGGGACUUUUCUUCAUACCUGGCUUUCUCUGGCAUAGUGCUACACAAUGCACAGCUCUAUGAGACAUCACAGCUGGAGAACAGGCGAAACCAGGUGUUAUUGGAUCUGGCUAGUCUGAUCUUCGAGGAGCAGCAGUCUUUGGAGGUCUUACUGAGAAAAACUGUGGCCACUAUCUUGUCUUUCAUGCAGGCCCAAGAAUGCACUGUCUUCAUUUCUGACAGGGAAACAGCUAACACAUUCUCCAGUGUGUUUCACAUGGAAUAUGAGGAGCUUGCAGGAUCCUUGGACUUCCCAAACAGAGAAUGUGAUGUCAACAAGAUUAACUAUAUGUAUGCCCAGUAUGUCAAGAACACUAUGGAGCCAUUGAACAUGGCAGAUGUCACUAAAGACCAGAGAUUUCCAUGGACAAGUGAAAAUCUACAAUCCUCAAACUGUCAAAUCAAGAGUCUACUGUGCACUCCAAUAAGGAAUGGGAAGAAAGACAAAGUGAUAGGUGUCUGCCAGUUGGUCAAUAAGAUAGAUGAAGCUUCAGGGGAAGUAAAAGCCUUUAAUAGGAACGAUGAGCAGUUUCUAGAGGCCUUUGCUAUCUUUUGUGGGCUGGGGAUCCAGAACACACAGAUGUACGAAGCAGUGGAAAGAGCAAUGGCCAAGCAAGAGGUCACACUUGAGGUCCUGUCUUAUCAUGCCUCGGCUGUAGAGGAAGAGACGCGGGCACUCCAGGUAACUGUGGCGGCUAUGAUUCCCUCUGCUCAAUCUCUCAGACUGCUGGACUUCAGCUUCAGUGAUUUUGACCUGACAGAUGCUGAGACGACCCAAGCAACCAUCCGCAUGUUUGUGGACCUCAAGCUUGUACAGAAUUUUCAGAUGAAGUACAAGAGUUUGUGUCAGUGGAUCUUAAGCGUAAAAAAGAACUACAGGAAGAAUGUGGUCUACCACAACUGGCGACAUGCCUUCAACACCUCCCAGUGCAUGUUUGCUGUGCUGAAGUCUGGGCGGUUUCAGAGCAAUCUGAGUGAUUUGGAGGUUUUAGCUUUAAUGAUUGCUACACUGAGCCAUGAUUUGGACCAUCGAGGUGUCAACAACUCCUACAUCAAAAGAAGCGACCAUCCACUGGCCCAGUUGUACUGCCACUCCACAAUGGAGCACCACCAUUUUGACCAGUGUCUUAUGAUUCUCAAUAGUCCAGGUAAUCAGAUUCUGAGCGGUCUUUCUCUGGAUGAGUACAAGGCAACACUGAAGAUGAUUGAAAAGGCUAUUUUGGCCACUGACCUGGCUCUCUACAUGAAGAAAAGAACAGAAUUCUUUGAGCUGGCUAAAAACAGUCAGUUUGUAUGGGAGGACGGAUAUCACAGAGAUCUGCUAAGGUCGAUGCUGAUGACAGCAUGUGAUAUCUCAGCUAUUACAAAACCCUGGCCAGUACAGAAGAAGAUAGCAGAACUGGUUGCCACAGAGUUCUUUGAACAAGGUGAUAAGGAGCGGAGAGAGCUAAACAUUGAACCUAUUGAUCUGAUGAACAGGGAGAAGCAGGAUAAAAUUCCCAGCAUGCAAGUGUCUUUCAUUGAUGCCAUUUGUACACAGUUAUAUGUGGCGCUGACGGGUAUCUCAGAGUACUGCUCCCCCCUGCUGGAAGGAUGUAGGAAGAACAGACAGAAUUGGAAGCUGCUCGCUGAGCAAGGAGAGGAAGCUUUGCUAAAUGGAGGACUGUAGCAUUUCUUUUGGCAUGCAGACGUCCUGGGACAUCAUUCCCUGCCCACUUCCCAGAGACUAAAGGAUUACGAGACCCUGGUUGGAUGAUAUUCACAUGACUGCACUGCCCAAUUCACAAAGCACACUGGAGCAGCUUUAAAAGUGCAAGGUUGGGUUAUAGAUGCAUCAGAGUAAAAUCAAUUAUUGAGCUGCGUACAGCUGUGCUAUGAAAGACUUGAUGAAAUAAAGAAGGAUUGAUAGAUCUUUAACUGUGCAGGUAAUCUAGCUGAUGAAGAAAUGCUUUAAAACUGUGAUUAAAUUAUCUUGACUCAUUAAAGGAAUGUUCCCGUUUCAAUACAAGUUCUGUCCUAAGCAUUUGUGGCAUGCUGUUAACAAAGAAAAUUAUUUCAGCUCGUCUUUUAAUUUGUAAAAACAAACAAAAAUGACAUUUACCAUAACACACACAAUAGAAUUUUAAGACGUAAGAUUUCUAAGUCAGAAGUGUACAAGUUUUAUUUUUGUAAGUAAUUGUAAAAUUGUAAAAAGUUGUAAAGUUGUCUUAAUAAUAAAUCACACUUUUAGCAGUGGAACUACUGUUCUAGAUAGAUUAAUUUAUGAAUUUCUAGUAUAAUUCCUGUGGGUGGAGUUGCUCCAUGCAAACAGUACUGUGCAGAUAAUUACAAUAGUUAAAACUCUGAUUUCUGGUAACCAUAAGCAUGGCUGGAGUUGAGAUAUUAGGUAUAAUAAUACACAGAUAAGCUUAGCUAGCAGUUCUAGCAUGUUUAGAUUUAUGUGUAUCAUGUAAUGUUUAUCUUUUAGUCAUUCUUUUGAAAAGCAUGUACUGUAUUCUAACAUUUAUACUAGUGCAGUGCUUUCCCUCACAGAUUUCCUAAUUCCAAUUUACCUGUUUUAUAACAUUUCAAAACUAUUUUACAUGGUAAUCAACAGCAAAUCAACUUGGAUUGAGCCCAGAACAUUCCUUAGUUGUAGUCUGUUAUUUUUUGUGCAGCUCACUCAUUGAAUUACUGAAAUAUGCACAUAUACAAAAUCUUAUUUUGCUUUAUUGCACAGCUUAAGUAAGCUGGUAUAAAAAUAACACAUCAAACACAAAGUAAUUUUUAAUUGUAUAACCACUUCCCAUGUCACUUUGUGUUACACCAUUAUACCAUGCUGUAGAGGUUUUUUUUUUGUUUUUUUCACCUACAUUGCAUAUAAAGUAAUCAAUAGCCUAUGAUAUGUGAACUUAUUUAUCAUCCGUUACACUAAUGUGUUAAAAUCCUUGACAAUCACAGCAAAUAUUUGUUUUGGAGUGUGAUGGAAAUAAGAUGUCUGUAGAAUUGUAAAGUUCAAUGCAAUCACUGUGUGCCCAUUUGGCAUGUUCAAAAAGAAACCUGUUCCACACUUGACAUGUUGAUGGAUCUACUAUUCUUUAAGUUAUUAUUUUACAAUAUUUGAUCAAUUAUAUAAAAUCAUUAAGGAUGCGCAUUUGAUCUAUUUAAAGGAAUUUAUAGUUGAGCAGUUAACAAAUAGGAUGGAAAAGUGUACAUUUUUAGUUGCUGUAGUUGGUCAUUGUUUUACAUUGUUCAUUUAUACAUUUCACUCAAAUACUCCUGUAGCGUAAAGUAAUAAGAUAUUAUUUUUUAGAAAAACAAAUAUGCUAUGUAGGAAUAUAUGGUCAUAAAAACUGAAUGCAUAAUUUAGUCAAAAAUAAGAAAAACCUUUUAAAAAUGAAUGUAUAUACAAGCAUAGAAUAUAACACACUCCUGUCAUUUUCUGUUAACUACAUGUCUUGCUAUAAAACGGAAAGACUGCCUGUCCACCUCUUCUCAUGCUAAUGAACCCAGCAGGUGUUUCUCUGAUGUGUCUUCAACUGAGCCAUCAGCAAUAGAAGACUUUGAAGUCAAAAGAAUGACAGGUUCAAAGCAGAAUGUGCCACCCUGCUUCAGAUGAAACACAUUUACAUCCUUUAUUCUGCUCGAUUUUCAUAAUUGAGACACUAGUCUCCUUUAUUUGUGACACACUUCUACACUCUUUUCAUUGUAGGUAAUUAAUGCAACACUGCUUUACAAAUUAAAACCUUCACUAAAUUCAAGACAGAAAGAGCUCAAUAGCAUGUGGUUUGAGUAAAUUCUGUCCUCAUACAUGGUUU